AUUUGUCUCUGCUUUCUCCUUCUCUUCGUCUUCUUCCCCAGCGCUCGUGUUUAUGACAGCUUUUAACGCUUGAGUCUUCCGCCCUUUCUCUUCUUCAGCGUUCACACAACUCCGAUUAUCAAUUUCCUCUGCCCGCUAGUGACUUCUUCUUCUUCCCUAUUGAGGAGAAUCAGAAUGAUUCGGCUUAGGGCUUACGCGGGGAUAAGCACCCUCGCAACACUCUCCGUGAUCUACCACGCCUUUAGCAGCCGCGGUCAGUUCUACCCAGCCACCGUCUACCUAUCCACCUCCAAGAUCAGUCUAGUCAUCCUCCUCAACAUGUGCCUCGUCCUAAUGCUCGCCCUAUGGAACCUCGUCAAACUCGUGUUCCUCGGCUCCCUCAGGGAAGCCGAGGUGGAGCGUCUUAACGAGCAGGCCUGGAGAGAACUCAUGGAGAUUCUCUUCGCCGUCACUAUUUUCCGACAGGACUUCUCCGUCGGGUUUCUCUCCUUGGUCGUCACUCUCUUGCUCAUCAAGGCUUUGCAUUGGAUGGCUCAGAAGAGAGUCGAGUACAUCGAGACGACUCCUUCCGUGACUUUGUUCUCGCAUGUUCGCAUUGUUUCUUUCUUGGUGUUUCUCCUGAUCUUAGAUGGUUUCUUUACGUAUAGUUCGGUACGGGAGUAUAUUCAGACACCCAAGGCUUCCAUGUCUGUCUUCUUCACGUUUGAGUAUAUGAUUCUGGCGACUACAACUCUGUCUAUUAUUGUGAAGUAUGGCUUCUAUGUCACUGAUCUGGUAAUGGAAGGUCAAUGGGAAGCGAAGCCAGUAUAUACUUUCUACUUGGAGCUUGUUCGUGACUUGCUUCACUUGUCCAUGUACCUCUGCUUCUUCCUUAUGAUCUUCAUGAACUAUGGCCUUCCUUUGCAUCUAAUAAGGGAGCUCUACGAAACGUUCAGAAACUUCAAGAUCCGUGUGACUGAUUACCUCCGGUAUCGUAAAAUCGCUUCCAAUAUGAACGAUCGGUUUCCUGAUGCAACUCCUGAUGAACUCAGUUCAAAUGAUGCCACCUGUAUUAUAUGCCGUGAAGAAAUGACCUCAGCGAAGAAGUUAGUAUGUGGCCAUCUGUUUCAUGUACAUUGUCUUCGGUCAUGGUUGGAACGACAGAACACGUGUCCCACCUGCAGAGCCCUAGUUGUACCAGCUGAGAAUGCUACAUCAACAGCUUCUGGAGCACACCAAGCAUCCUUGCAACACCAGGGAACGGGUACUUCAAGCUCAGAUGGCCAGAGUUCUUCUGUUGCUGCAAGUGGUAAUUUGAGCAGGCAUGAGGCUAGGGUUCGAGCUGCUGCUUCUGCAGCGUCCAUAUAUGGGAGAUCCUUUGUUUAUCCAUCUUCUGAAAACACACUUGUCUGGUCUCAAGGCUAUUCGUUGCUUCCUCAGGCAGAGAAAGAAUCUCAGAAGAGAUGUCUCGAGUCCCAGAUUGAGGUGUUACAAAACCAACUACGUCUUCUAAAGGAGCCUGCAGCUACCGUAGAUAUUAAAGGAAAGUCGGUUGUGGAAACUGCUGAGUGAACUUCAGAAUGUGGGAAUUUGUUUUGGUAGAAAGGAUUUUGAAAUGUACAUGUUGUUUGGUUGUCUUUUAGAGCACGGAACAUAUACAAACAAGGCUCUACAACAGUUAUCUAUAUCAGCUUUUCUUCCAAGUUUUUCCUUUUCGGUGUCGUAUUCGAUCUCCAGAACCGUUGUUACGUUUCAACUGCGCAAGUUUCUACUUGAUUCACCAUGAUUACAUUUUUUUUCUUGUUCAUAAUGAAUUACAGUAUUUUCAAA
Molecule: messenger RNA, 1809 nt
Organism: Raphanus sativus (radish)
Lineage: Eukaryota; Viridiplantae; Streptophyta; Magnoliopsida; Brassicales; Brassicaceae
Product: ERAD-associated E3 ubiquitin-protein ligase HRD1B
Exons: 8
Coding region: 175-1551 (458 amino acids)
Source: RefSeq, a predicted model, not a curated record